Chelonoidis abingdonii (Abingdon island giant tortoise) is the source of this 1183-nucleotide messenger RNA. NCBI's taxonomy places the organism in Eukaryota, Metazoa, Chordata, Testudines, Testudinidae. The record is from RefSeq and is a predicted model, not a curated record.
GGAGGGGGGGCUAUAAGAGCCGGCUGCAGGGGAGCUGUGCACGCGCCGCGGAGGAAGAGGCAGGGUUUGUUGUGGGUUCGUGCAGCGACAAGGACAUGGCUUCCGGUAAGGCUCAAGUUGGCAAACCAGCCCCAGGCUUCCACGCCACGGCCGUGGUGGAUGGAGCCUUCAAAGAGAUCAAACUCUCCGACUACGAAGGUGAGAGACGUGCUGAAGGCUCUGCCAUUAGCGAACAGGCGAUCAGCGCCGCCAAACCUGGGGAGGAGAGAAACACGGGCUUCGAAAUGCCACCCGGCGCCUUCUUGCGAAUGUGGAACCAAACCCUGGUGCCACUCCUGCCUCCCCCUCAGUCUGAGCACUGUCUCAGAUCCUUUGAUUUAAUAUCUAACCUGGAUGUCUGUCUGGUAGUUUGGGGGGGGAGGCGGGGGGAAGAGUCUGGCAGGACCAGCUGCCCGUCAGCCCCUGAUGCUGCGAGCCAGCAGAUGUCUGGCACAAGGUGGGGUGGUGCUGGAGCCCACUUACCUGCUGCAGGCUGGGCUCUGCCCCAGGUGCCCCCUGAGUGGGAAAUGGUGCCCGACGCCCUGAGGCCAGUCCUGUGGCUGCAUCUAGUGGGGAGCCAGUGCUGGGGGCAGAUCUGGAUUUGGGGGUCCCCAUGGCUGGGACUGGGGGUGUACCACAGUGUGGGACUAACCCCCUUGUCUCCCGGUAGGGUGAACACCCCACGGAAGGAAGGGGGGCUGGGCACCAUAAACAUCCCUCUGCUGUCGGAUCUGACCCACAGCAUGGCCGCUGAUUAUGGGGUGCUGAAGGAGGAUGAGGGACUCACCUACAGGGGCCUGUUUAUCAUUGACGACAAGGGCAUCCUGCGGCAGAUCACGAUCAACGACCUGCCGGUGGGGCGCUCAGUGGAGGAGGUGCUGCGUCUGGUGCAGGCGUUCCAGUACACGGACACGCAUGGGGAAGUGUGCCCGGCAGGCUGGCAACCCGGGAGCGAUACCAUCAAGCCUACGGUGAAGGACAGCAAGGAAUACUUCACCAAGCAGCAUUGAGCUCAGGGCAGCAGGUGGAGAAUCUGGUUUACUGUGAAGGCGCCCCCCUCUCCCCCAUUGGAAGGGGAUAUUUGGGGUGGGCGGGGGGGGGGGGGAAUCCAAGAAGCUUGUGACUAAAGUAAGAGUUUGAAAAG